Messenger RNA from Dissoconium aciculare CBS 342.82, 729 nucleotides. RefSeq lists its product as uncharacterized. The transcript has 3 exons. The annotation marks the transcript as partial. Lineage: Eukaryota; Fungi; Ascomycota; Dothideomycetes; Mycosphaerellales; Dissoconiaceae. The record is from RefSeq and is a predicted model, not a curated record.
AACCAUCCACAUCCCGUCAGUGCGAAUAUCCAUUUCUUGCGCCCGACACCGCCAGGGCCUGCCGUGAUAACGCUCAGCGGGUUGUCGCACGGAAGAACGUACUCGACGAUAAGUUGCUCGAUAGCGAGAGAGGGAUGCCCGGACGAUGCCCGGACGACAAGAAACUGGCGGUGGCGACGGUGCCUCAAUGCGGCAGCCGACUGGUCGUUGCAUCCCAAACCAUUGCCUGCCGACCUGGCACGACUCGCGAGAAACCAAGACGCAAAUUGGAAGUGCGUCCCGAAAAUGCCACAAGCUGACAACAGGCGGGCAUACAAUGUCCCUCGACAUCACAUUCCUCAUUCCGGAUUAAGUUCGAAUCUGUUUUCCGAGUCGUGGAUGCGAGCACCAGAUGGCCAAAAGUGGGACCAGUCGAUGCUGCCAUUCCUGUCAUACCUAUCGCCGAUGCUGUUCGACGAAGCAUACCUGGACCCGAAAAAUCCCCAUGACGCCGUGAUGUUGAGCGUCAACGUUGAUAUCCGUGGCCAAUUACCGUCGGAGGGUGCCGACUGGGUGUACUGCCGAAGCUCGUGUAAGGCUGUCGUAAAUGGCAAGCAAGACAUGGGCCAGGUGCUGUUGGACGAGAAUGGGCAGCUUCUUGCUGUAUCGCAGAAUUCGGUACAUUUCACACCCAUGGCGGAUUAUCUAGACCGGGAGAAGGAGCGCAUAGCAAAGUCUAAAAAGCUGUAG